This is a messenger RNA of Fusarium falciforme, 2865 nucleotides long. RefSeq lists its product as hypothetical. The coding region runs from base 1 to 2865 and encodes 954 amino acids. Gene Ontology annotation, biological process: regulation of transcription by RNA polymerase II; DNA-templated transcription. Gene Ontology annotation, cellular component: chromatin. The record is from RefSeq and is a predicted model, not a curated record. The transcript is spliced from 6 exons. Gene Ontology annotation, molecular function: RNA polymerase II cis-regulatory region sequence-specific DNA binding; DNA-binding transcription factor activity, RNA polymerase II-specific; zinc ion binding. Lineage: Eukaryota; Fungi; Ascomycota; Sordariomycetes; Hypocreales; Nectriaceae.
AUGGCUAGUCUCAAGAAUAUCAUGAACACCGACGACGAACACGUCGAUCCGCGAUCCGGAAGCCGGCCCAUAGAUUUGGCUUCAAGGCCGUCCCUGCGCCCCAAUCCAUCGGCCUCCGGCUCAACCUCAUCGUCUUCCCAUAACAGCAGGCCCGAUCCACCUACUUCUUCGACGACAUCUUCUGUCAUCGAUCACCUGUCAUCUUCUAGCACCAACCGCAACAUGACCAGCCGCCGUCGUAGCAACACGAGUCUUGACUCUCUCGAACUGUCCAACCAGCCAGGCCCAUCGUCAAACGCUCCCAUGAGGCCCUUCACAGCGGGAGUGGGCAAUGAGCCCCAUGUCAAACUGACCCCCAUCACUCGAAAGAUUAGCAAGGCAAAGAAGGGUGUUCCAGUUCAUACCUGUGAUCGAUGUCCCAAGACCUUCUCUAGAGCCGAGCACUUGAGACGGCAUCAACUUAGUCACUCACCUCCUGAUUUGUGCUGCCAGGUUCCAGGUUGCAACAAGACAUUCUACAGAAAAGAUCUCCUUGACCGACAUAUCCAGAGACACGAGCAAGAGAAAGGUGCCAAGGACCCGAAACCGCCCGCUUCUCGACGCAACUCAAAGACAUCUACACAAACAUGCUCAAACAUGACUCAGGAGACGGGCUUGAAAAUGCCUGACAACCUCAAUGGCCCCCGGAUGGGUGCCAUGGCUGGCUCAACCAACAACUCUACAAUGGUCUCCGGAUCGUGGACAUCUAUGCCCGCUGCUCCAAGUGUAAGCCAGAGCUACACGACGCCGUCCAACAUGACGAAUACCACAGACAACUAUCCUAUGGGAGGAACAGAAUAUGUUAUUGGGCCGACAACUUUGCCGACGACAAACGAUACAUUUGGUCAAUAUGAUUCAGCGCCCAGAGCUAUGCCGGAACUUACAAUGUUGGCCAUACCUGAUAACGGAACAUCAGAGGUGCGUUGGCGAGACUCAGGGAUGGCUUCUUCAGCUUCAGAGAGCACCUACUCGACCCCCUCGGACAACACACGGCACCCACAGUUCCCCAUCCGUACCUCGAGCGAGGACUGGAUCAACUCUGUUCCAUCUUUCCAAACCACCUCAAACGACUUGCGAAGCACGAGCAUAGAGAAUGGAGCAUUCUCUGUUCCUUUUACAUAUACCAGCUCACCCCCACAAAUCUACCAGCCCGUAUUUGGUGACAUGGGCCUUCCUCUCCCCGGCUACGCCGAAGGGGAUACGUUCAGCAGCGCGGACCAGAUCCCAACCUCUACAGUUCGUAGCAUGUCCCCUUCACUGGCUGUGGCUCAAUCUGAGACUUUAGUCGCCAUCCCAUCGAUACCAUCAGGUCGGAUUUUCGGCCUUUCCGGGUGCGGCUCUCAGCCUCCAGAUGGGGGCAGCCUAUUAAAUACAGAACUGCCAGUGUCGUUGAACGCAGCGGCCAGCGAGGCGGUUCCGGAAUAUCUCAAGGUCUACUGGGACAAGGUGCACCCCAACUAUCCUAUAAUCCACAAACAUACAUUCGGGAAAGCAACUGUGGCCGCUGCGGAGCAUAUUGAAGUGCUUCGGUAUGCCAUGGCGGCGGUGGCAACACAAUAUCUUGCUGAUAAGGACGACCGCAUGAAAGGGGCUCAGCUGCAUGCUUAUGCUUGGCAAAAGUCCAAGCUGUUUACUCAGGCAGACGAAUGGCCGUUGCCCGUCAAGCAAACCGUUCUGCUUUGUGAAUAUUAUGCACGCUUCCGCGGUAGAAAGAGCCAGUCUUACAAACCCUCUCCCCGGUUCACUUCACUCUAUCACAGGGUUGUCGGUGGCCAGAAUAAAUCUGCUCCCUUUUUGUCUACCCGUGAUACCCAGCGCGCAUGGAAGACGUGGAUCGAAACAGAAGCCCACCGGAGGCUGGUGGCUGCUUGUUUCUUGCUGGAUGUGCACAGCUCGCGUUAUCACGAAGGCCAACACGUUUCUGCAGCCGGCCUGGAUUAUUCUUCCCCAAGCACCCUCCCCAUACCUCUCACAGGCGACACAACGCAGCUCUGGGAGGCAAAGGACGCCCAAAGUUGGGCCAAGACACGAACGAAAAAGAGUCCAAAAACUCUUUGCAACACGAACCUGGGGACACUCGCCGCUUCCAACAUUGUCACGGCACCACCCUUUGACGCAUCGAUCUUGCUUGCGGCGUAUUCGCUAUUCCUCUCCCCUCUUCAGUCUCCGACACAAGCCAGCCCCAUGGACAAUCUGAAGGGCAUCCAAACCGAAACGGCUCCCAUCUCAAAGCUCUUCCCCGGUUCUGCCGUUGCCAACACCUACCUGGCCCUACAAUACACGCCCCUUUACUGCCUUUUGUCGGUGGCUGGGGAGAGCUGGGUAUUUAACAAGAAGGUGCCUGAAGUGAGCGCCUAUGCGGAGCAUCAGAAGGUGGUUGAACAAUGGCGCAGAUCCGAUAUAUCAGCCGUCGCAGUAGUCUUUGCUGCUCGGGCACUGAAAGCUUUCCUCAGCCUGGGAGCUCGGUCGAAUCAGGCAGAGGAAAACAAGGCAGAAGAGACACGCCGAAAGACUGUACCAUGGACAGACAUCUCGGACUACUGGGGUGUGUACGUUUGCGCUCUGAUCUGCUGGGCCUUCAGCUGCACGGGUGAUAGGGACAGAUCCAACACACCGGUAUCACGAGAGACAGCGGCACAGUGGAUAUUGGCGGCUUCGGAUAUGGAGCCAGCUGAUGUACAAAGCCAGGUCCAACGCUACGAGGCUCGAGGAGCCGUCAAGCUUGCGCGGGAGGCGUUGGCGGCCGACUGUCUCGGAGGAAGGAACAUCAUGUUUGAAGAUGCCGUAGGGGUUUUGAAGCAGUUGGAGGGGAAGUCGGUGGGGUAG